AUGUGGUCGUUCACCUCCCGCGUCCGUGACGAGGGACUCCUGGUUGGGACUUUCGUCGGCCUGGAUUCCAUCCAUGCAUACCAGAUCAUUGGUAAUGCCGGAUAUGACUGUGUCAUCCUCGACAUGGAACACACCCCGAUGAGCGCACGCGAGGUCACUAUCGCGGUCGGCACCAUCGCGGCGGCGUCGAAGGGAUCCUGUGCACCUCUGGUGCGCGUGCCGUCCCAUGGACUCGAAUGGGUCAAAUGGGCCCUCGACAGUGGCGCCGCUGGCGUUGUUGUGCCCAUGGUGGAGACCGGCGACCAAGCACAGGCCGUCGUCAGGAACAGUAGAUAUCCUCCAGACGGCGCCCGCAGCUUCGGGCCGCUGCAUGCCGCCUUUGCCCAUCCAGACUCGGACCGAUCGCAGCUCACAUACUUUGACGCGGCGAGGAAGCCGGAGAACAUUGCCAUUCUCCCCAUGAUCGAGUCGGCGCGCGGCGUGGAAAAUGCAGACAGCAUUUUGGCGGCGGAGGGCGUCAGUGGCGUGUUCGUGGGACCCUACGAUCUCCGAGUGUCUUUGGGAUUGCAAGGUGGGGAUGGCGCCGAAGACGUCUUCAUCCAGGCCCUUCAGGCGAUCGUCGCGGCCGGAAAGAAGGCGGGAAAACCGGCUGGGAUCUUCACAGGCACGCCUCAGGCCUUGCAGAGAAACAUCCAACUGGGCUUCCGGUUCUUUUUGUAUCACGGAGACUCGACCCUCCUGGCCACGGCGUCAAAAAACUCGGUCCAGGAGGCCAGGUCGAUCUUUCAGCAGGCAAAGCUGUAA
This is a messenger RNA of Cladophialophora immunda, 804 nucleotides long. RefSeq lists its product as uncharacterized. The transcript has a single exon. The record is from RefSeq and is a predicted model, not a curated record. Gene Ontology annotation, cellular component: cytoplasm. Gene Ontology annotation, molecular function: aldehyde-lyase activity. Bases 1 to 804 code for a protein of 267 amino acids. NCBI's taxonomy places the organism in Eukaryota, Fungi, Ascomycota, Eurotiomycetes, Chaetothyriales, Herpotrichiellaceae.